Molecule: messenger RNA, 3937 nt
Organism: Pectinophora gossypiella (pink bollworm)
Lineage: Eukaryota; Metazoa; Arthropoda; Insecta; Lepidoptera; Gelechiidae
Gene: pyx
Product: transient receptor potential channel pyrexia
Exons: 14
Coding region: 905-3796 (963 amino acids)
Biological process (GO): transmembrane transport; monoatomic ion transport
Cellular component (GO): membrane
Molecular function (GO): protein binding; monoatomic ion channel activity
Source: RefSeq, a predicted model, not a curated record
AGUGGUGUAAGAGUGUUCUUGCUAAACGGUGUUCGAUACGAGUUUACUUUAGAAAACAUGUGCGCGAAAAUUGUGACAUGCGUUGUACCGGGAAAACGUGAUGUCUGUUUGUGAGCUUAGUUUUAAACGUUUAAAGAGUUAGUAUUAUAGUGAGAAAUGGUUCGUAAUUAAUGUAAUUAAAGUGGCCCGGACUUCACGUAGGGUUAUCUAAGGGUAGAGACUAGGAACUCUUCUAACAUACCAGUCAGGUGGCAAAAACUUCUUUUAAAAAAUCGGUGCUUGUGAUUUUUCUGACUUAGGUAUGUGGAUUCCGGUAUAUACCGGGUUACCGGAUAAAGAAUAGAUAAAAAAGAAAAGUGUGAAUUGUUAGGGAAAGUCCAAUGUAAAGAAAUACAAAGUUUUGCAACACCUACCUAAGUGAACUUUUUGAAAUCUCUUAAGAAGAAAAUAAUAAAUGGUUGUUCAAAAAUAGUUACACAUGCUUACUAGUAGCGCAAUUUGCUGUAAAUCAAGUGAUACAACAAUAAACUGAAGAUCUUCGGUGAUCAACACUCAGUACUUCUAUUAAUAAUCAUCUGAACUUGUAGGAAUAUAAAUAUACCUACUACUGUUUAUAAAACUGUUUAUAAAGGUAUACUCAUUCCCUUGGAAGAAUCUCACCAGGAUUUUUAAUAAAAACAUCAAGUAUCUGCAAUGACGUCAUCAUCUGACCUGAUUCUUUAAGAUUCCAAUGUUGUUUUAACUAAUUCUUCACCUCUCAGUCAAUCAGUUCCGAGAAAGACGCGAGGAAUCCCGCCAAAAUGAUAUUCGUCCAUUUUCUCGAAAUUAGAACGCGCUGAGGUAAUUAGGGCGAAAAAUAAGGAAACAUUUAUUAUUAAAAAUAAUAUUAAGUAUAUGUGAAUGAAUGACUGCGGAUAUCAGUUCCUAUUUUAAAUACCUGUGGAUUUUUCUUGUAAGACGACUUUAUGUAGCCGCGGCAAUGAUUUUAGAAGACGUAUUCGAGUCACAGUUGGAUCGAGAUGUGAUCCUGCGGGAAGGCAGUGCACGAUGGUGCGUGGGUAUGGGCCAGUUGGAAGAGGACUCUGACGACCUUGAGGCGGGGUACAUCUCUAGCGACGAAUCCGCACAUGCUGCAGACCUUGCCGAGAGACUCAGGGUCAAACCUUCUAAGGACAUUUGGGAACUUGAGGAUAUCCGACAAUGCCUGAAUCAGCUACCGUUCGCUGAAGAAAUCUCAGGGUUAUUAGAAGCAGAGGAUAAUGACGAAGUGAUAUCACUAGCUACGAGUACUGGGGGUGGGGAAGGCUUGCGGACCGCGGCUCUGUGGGCUUGUUGGCAAGCCAGGAGCUCCUUGCUAGCUGCACUAUUGAAGCUCGGUGUCGAUCCUAAUGCCACUGAUGACGCUGGCAGGACAUGUCUACAUCUAAGCUGCUUAGUUGGCAGCGAGGAAUGCACUCAUAUGCUUCUGGAGCACAAAGCAGAUCCUAACAGAUGGGAUUCAUCACAAGAUACGAAAGCCACACCGCUUCACUGCGCCGCUAGCGCCAAAAGUUUGGCUUGUGUAAAGGUGUUGAUAGCUUACGGCGCUGACGUCAACGCUGGGUUGAGUGAGAAGUCACCGUUACAUUAUGCAGUGUUGAGUAAUGCCCCGGAAGUCGUAAGCGCAUUGUUAGAAGCAGGCGCCUGCCCAGAUACACCACAGGUUUUCACAGAAACUCCAUUACACGUAGCAGCAACUUUAGGUCUGGCUACAUGUACGAAGCUGCUCCUUGAUGCGGGAGCUGAUGUGAGGGCGGCGAUGGGCCCCGGACGCGCGACAGCGUUACAUUUAGCUGCUGAAGACGGCCAUGCUGAGUGUGCUGAACUACUUCUAGAGCAUGGUGCGAAUAUUGAUUGGCCCAAUCUUAGGGGACAGACACCGCUUCAUUUAGCGGCAUUAGCACAAUCAGUGGAAGUAGUGGAGCUCCUAGUCGGCAGACGAGCUGAUGUGCUUGCGCAGGAUGUGGACGGAAGAACACCAUUGCACGGGUCAAUAGUACGGGGAGCACGAGCGUGCGAUGUAGCGCGUCUUUUGUUGUCUUCGGGGGCUGAUCCAAACGCCCCGGACAACUUCGGGUAUACACCGCUGCAUAUCGCUGCUUUGAACGAGUUCUCUGCUUGUGUGCUCUUGUUGUUAGAUUAUGGCGGAGACGUAACGCUCAGAACAAACGGUGGGGUAUCGGUUCUAGCGUUCAUAGUCCGUAGAGUACCAGACGUGGUGCCAAGAUAUUUGGAAAAAUUCGACGAUGCAGUGCACGUCAGUGAACAUGAAUUAGGAGAUGUGGAUUGCGAACUUACUAUAGACUUCAGACCACUAGUGCCUUGUUUGAGCAGAGGAGAGGCAGAAUUGUUGCUUGCUUUUAUCGAGGUAGGACAUAAGGAAGUUUUAAAGCACCCUUUAGCAGAAACCUUUCUUUUUCUAAAAUGGCGAAGAAUAAGGAAGUUUUUCGUCCUAAGUUUUAUUUAUCAUGCACUGUUCAUCACCCUAUAUAGCUUAUAUAUACUUCUUAUAUUUUCAGAUAUAUUUCUUUGCGAAGAAGUCACCUGUGAUGUGCCGUCUUAUCUUAAACCUGUGCAAGGAUUUAUUCUGCUUCUGAACAUAUGCUUUUUGGGGAAGGAAAUAUUUCAAGCUUGUCUCAAUUGGUCCGCCUAUAUCAGACAGUGGGAAAAUUGGUUACAGCUGAUGAUUAUUCUUGGAGUCUUCCUGUGUACUGUGCCAAACCGAGAUACAGGCGAUGGAAUAAUAACAAAACAUACAUCAGACUGGCAACAUGAUUUCGCUGCUAUCACAAUAUUUUUCUGUUGGUUGGAGCUGAUGAUGAUCAUCGGACGGUUUCCCACAUUCGGACUCUACGUGCAAAUGUUUACCACAGUGACAGUAAACUUCGCAACGUUCCUACUAGCAUACAGUUGCCUUCUCAUCGCGUUUGGCCUGGCAUUCAGCGUUCUCUUCAGCAAUUACCCUGCCUUCCAUCUUCCCGCUGGUCUCGUUAAGACCGUCAUGAUGAUGUCAGGAGAGUUGGAGUAUGAGGACAUAUUCUACAAUAACUGCACAAACUCGCAGAUACAGUAUCCUUUGACAGCGCACGGAAUGUUUCUCAUUUUCGUGCUGCUUGUCACUGUGAUAUUGACGAACUUGCUAGUUGGUUUAGCUGUUAGCGAUAUUCAGGCUCUACAAGAAAGUGCAGGGCUAGACAGACUCGUGCGCAUGACAGAACUGGUGGCGCAUCUAGAGAGCAUGCUCUUCAGUUCCCUGCUGUCCUGUGCGCCGAAGCAACUCAUUUCAGUGUUGCGAUGGGGUGCCUUACUGACUGCUUCUCAUACCAGAACGCUGAAUAUCAGACCCAAUGAUCCGAGGGAGAAUCGGAUUCCUAAAGACCUAAUCGCCUCCGUGUACAAGUUGGUGGCCAGCCGCAAAAAUAGGCGGACGCGGAGUAUUCGCAAGAACAAUAACUAUGAGGUGCGUUUAAAGCAGUGCAAAGAGGAAGAUCCCGUUGAGAAACAGACAGUGGUCAAGCGUAAGAGCAACCUGUUUGACAGAUACUCUUUCGACAGUCAGAAUGUUGAGAGAAGAAAACGGACUACGUCAGGGACCAAUAGACCUAUGUCGCUAACAGUCAAUGCUAUCCAAGACAUCUGCAUGACCGACAUAAAGAACCAACUGGCAGACCUCACAAAGAAGAUUAACAAACUAGUUGAACAUACCGAACUCAGACUAAAUAAUAUUGAAAGCAAAAUGGACAAUGUACCGCCUUGAAUUUACAUUUAUAAUUUAUAUGUAAAUGAUAAUAUUUUUUGGUGUGAUUUAAAUAUCUUUGUACUUAAACCCUUUUUUACUAGUCAUUGUAUGUUUGAGAAUGAUUGUUAUUAAAAUAUACUCAUGGUUAAUGAUAUUAUA